Molecule: messenger RNA, 2523 nt
Organism: Theileria orientalis strain Shintoku
Lineage: Eukaryota; Apicomplexa; Aconoidasida; Piroplasmida; Theileriidae
Exons: 4
Coding region: 1-2523 (840 amino acids)
Biological process (GO): DNA repair
Source: RefSeq, a predicted model, not a curated record
AUGGAUCACAAAGAGAUAAGUAAAUCGCAUACUUUUAGCGAAAACGAAAGUAAAUCGUCGAAGCUUGAGACGAAGGAAAUCCAGAGCAGAGAUAUGGCCGAGAGCCGAGAUAUGGCAGAAAGCGGAGAUAUGGCGGAAAGCGGAGAUAGAAAAGUGAAGUAUAAGAAGAUAUUCAAGGACUGCUACUUCUGCAUAGGAGACGUGAGCAGGAGCUACAGAGAGUACUUCGAAGCGUGCAAGGGAAGAUGCUCAGUCUCAGUGGUGUCAUUCAGAAACAGACUGAUAGACAUAGUGCUGAAGAGAGGAGGGGGGCUGGAGGCGUCGCUCUCGCCGUACGUGACACACUUCGUAGUGGAGAGAGCAGGAGCAAGCGAACGCUGGUGGAUAAGAAGAAGAGCGAAGGGCACGCCGAAAAAGUACCACUUCGUGACAGCAAAGUACGUAGUCGAAAGCCACAUGAAGGGAAAAAGGCUUCACGAGAGCUCGUACGUGCCGAAGUUCCUGAAAACGCCAGGAGUGUUGAUACUGCCGCCGUCGAACGAAGGGACGCCAGACAGAGGGGAGAGCGAGCCGUCGACGCCGAGUCCGAGAGGAGAGUCGUACAGAAUCAUGGAAAGCUGGGCGCAGACGCUGGAGGCUGAGGAGCUCGAGGACUUCAAGAGCAUGGACGUGGGAAUAUACAUGAACGGGAACAUAGUCUACAUCUACAUGGAAAACUUCCUGGUGGAAACGCUGGUGGUAGAGGGACUGCGAGUGCCAGCAGCAGUGUACAGCUGCGACCAAGUGAUAUCAGUGAACGCACAAGGAACCGAAGCAGGAAUAAGAAAGGGCAUGCACGUGAAGACGGCGAGAAGCAAGGGCGUCGCAGACCUGAGGCUGGCGAAGUACAACUACGAAAAGGUGGUGGAGAGAGGACUGAGCGUGGUGAGGUUCCUGCGCGAGUACACGACCCACAUACUCUCGCCCUACUACAACGAGUUCUACCUGCAGCUCUCGUACGAGAGAGCGCGAGAGCUGCUGGGGGAGUCGGGGUCGAAGGAGGACGACAAAGAAAACAUGCGCAAACUGGCAGCAAAGAUAUACGCAGAGUUCCCAGGAGAGUGCGUCAUGGGCCUGGGAAAAAACAUGCUGAUAGCGAAGCUGGCGGCGAAGAAGUGCAGGAACCUGAAGGUGAACUCGCAGGAGUCAGAUUACGACUACGAGAUGUCGCCAGUGCUCUCGAUCUACGGAAUUAACGGAGGAGAGUCGCUGGUGUCUGAGAACAUCUGCGUCGUCGACGACGGCUUCAAGUUCCUCAACAACGUGCACCUGAGCGAGAUCCCGGGCGUGGGAGUGCUGUGGCCGGUGCUGAAGAGCAGAGGCCUGCUGACGUGCAACGACGUGCGCAAAAAGGGGACGCCGCUCUGCCUGCAGAGCAUCCUGGGCGGGCGGAUGGGGAAGAUGGUCUACAACUUCUGCUUCGGCUACGACUACAGGUGCUCCAACCUGCCGAAGAAGCAGCUGGACUUCUUUCUUAACAAGUCGUUCAGGACGCGAUCACGGGUGCCCUCUGCACACGUCCGACGAAGUCAGCCCAGUCAACGAAGUCAACCUAAUGAAUGUAGUCAACGAAGUCAACCUAAUGAAUGUAGUCAACGAAGUCAACCCAAUGAGUCUAGUCAACGAAGUCAACCCAAUGAGUCUAGUCAACGCAAUCGACCCAAUGAUCAAAGAAGCCAACAAAGUGAAGAGUCUAUAUUCAAGAAAAUGCUAACUGAUAUCCUUAAGCAGCUCUGCUCAGUCUACUCACUGUUCGACAGGUGCAUAAUCAACUACUCUAUUAAGUAUAAGUGCACAGUGGUAGUGAAGGUGACCGGAAAGGAAGAAUACUCGAGGUGCGUGAGUUCAAUUCUAGAUAAGGAGUCACUGAGGCACACGACGCAGAAACUGUACAGUGAAAUAAAGGAGGAAUUGGGACCUGAGUUAUCAGAUAUGCUAACAAUACAGAUUGAAGUGAAGGACAUAGUGAGAGUAGAUGAGAACAUAAAGUUCAUAGAUAACUUUCUAACAGGAAAAUCACAAUCAUCGCAAAGAAGUAUGAGUAGAAUAAAAGAAGAAGAUGCCAACAAUGGGACUAACAGUAGCAGUAACAAUGGCAGUAACAUGGCGAGUGAAGUGAUGUGCACACCAACGCGUAGAUUCAACGGAUGGAGACUGGAUUCAAUACUGUCAGUGUCAGAAGCACAGGAAGACAGUAAUAAGGCUGAAAACAGUAACGGCAGUAGUAACAAUUGGAGUUUAAAUUCGCACAAAAGCUCAGCGUCGCCACACUCAGUGCCUAGCUCAAAAUCAGCAGACUCAAGAAGAAGAACACCAACAAGAAGAAAGGCAGAAUCGAGCGUAGACACAAAUCAGAGAAGUAGCUCCAGGUCACGAAAACUAGGAAGAGUCACAGAGGGACAGAAGUACAUAACAGAGUACAUUUCGCCGACGCGAUCGGAAAGCAAGGAAGGCAAUAAGCAACUUGAAAGCAGCACACUUUAA